UCAUUUUUAUAUUUGUUUACCUAUGGAGUAAAAUACUUGUAUUCUGAUUCUACACAGGCCUGAUCAACGAUGUGCUUAUUAUGCUUUAUGCUACUUGUAACUUGCUAAUGAAGCGCGAUUACACUCGUGACUCGUCCCUGAUGCCGCCUGUCGCACGCUCUUCUCAAGCCAAGAAUCGCAUUCCUUCCUUGCAUACAUAGCAUCAUUUCAUUUGCGUUUUCAUGCAUGCCCCCGUGGGGCCCACCUUAGUAGACUGCGGGCCCACCGGUCAGCCUCCUCUUGUGCAUUAAUUCAGCAAUCCUCCCGCCAUGCAUGUGCCCUACGCUUUCACACCGUUAAUGGUUAGCUUAGCUAGCCCCCGAAGCGGCCGAGCUCCGGUCAUCAUGUCUUGGUCCGGCGAGCUGUCGCCGCCGGCGGCGGCGUCGGGGACUCGCCUCCUCCACGGCGACCUCGACCUCACCAUCCACGAGGCGCGCGGCCUCCCCAACAUGGACUUCCUCUCCACCCUCCUCCGCCGCCUCUGCCUCUGCCUCCGGCCGCCGGCGAGACGGCCCAGCCCCGGCCAGAGCCGCGGCUCUGUCCCGGCCGACGAAGACGGCCGCCGCCAGCCGCACGGCCACCACCUCCUCCCGACGUCCGACCCGUACGCCGCCGUCGUCGUCGCCGGCAACACGCUCGCCCGCACCCACGUCGUCCGCGACUCCGAGGACCCAGAGUGGUCCACCCAUGUCCUGCUCCACCUCGCCCACCACGCCACCGGCGUCGCCUUCCACGUCAAGGACGCCGACCCCUUCGGCUCCGACCUCAUCGGCGUCGCCAUCCUCCCCGCCGCCGACGUCCUCGCCGCGGCCGCCGCGCCCAUCGUCAGGAGGGAGCUCCCCCUGUACCGCCCCGACGGCCGCGGGAGGCCGAAGCCCAGCUCCGCCAUCGUCAUCACCGCCUCGUUCGUCCCCGCCGGCGAGCAUCAGAGCAUCUACGACGCGGAACACGGCGGCGUCCCGGCGGCCUACUUCCCGGCGCGGCGCGGGUGCGAGGUGAAGCUGUACCAGGACGCGCACGUGGCCGGCGGCGAGCUGGACGGCGUGCGGCGGCGCGGGGUGUUCGAGCCGGGGCGGUGCUGGGAGGACAUGUGCCUGGCGGUGCUCGGGGCGCAGCACCUGGUGUACGUGGCGGGGUGGUCGGUGAACACCAAGGUGCGGCUCGUGCGGGAGGCGAUGUCGCCGGAGAUGGCGGCGAAGGUGGAGGAGGUGCGGACGACGGCAACCGACGACGACGACAAUCCGGUGGCGGCGGAGGGCAUGUCGCUGGGCGCGCUGCUCAAGUACAAGUCGCAGGAGGGCGUCCGUGUCUGCCUCCUCGUCUGGGACGACAAGACCUCGCACGACACCUUCUUCCUCAAGACAGGCGGCUUGAUGCAAACACAUGACGAGGAGACGAAGAAGUUCUUCAAGGACUCGUCGGUGAUCUGCUUGCUGUCGCCGCGAUACCCAAGCAGCAAGCUCAGCAUGGCCAAGCAGAAGGCAAGAUAUAAUUCGAUUAAAAAUGGUGCAAUGCAAGCAAAGCAUGCAAGACCCAAUGCUGAGAGGGGCGUGUCAGCCAGCGUGCAGAUUGUGGGGACGAUGUACACGCAGCACCAGAAGUGCCUGCUGGUGGACACGCCGGCGUCGGGGAGCACGCGGCGGAUCACGGCGUUCCUCGGCGGCCUCGACCUCGCCGCGGGGCGCUACGACACGCCGUCGCACAGGCUCUUCGCCGACCUCGGCACCGUCUUCUCCGGCGACGUCUACAACCCCGCGAUCCCGCCGGCGGGGAACAAGGGCGGCGCCGGCGAGGAGGGGCCGCGGCAGCCGUGGCACGACAUGCACUGCCGCGUCGACGGGCCGGCGGCGUACGACGUGCUGGAGAACUUCGAGCAGCGGUGGAGGAAGGCGACGAAGCUGUUCAGAAGGGCCAAGGCGCACUGGAAGGACGACGCCUUGCUCAAGCUCGAGCGCAUCUCCUGGAUCCUCAGCCCCUCCGACUCCGGCGCCGGCGACGGCGACGGCGGCGACAGCCACCUCUACGCCUUGCCCGAUGGUCACCCCGAUUGCUGGAACGCUCAGGUGUUCCGGUCAGUGGACUCUGGAUCAGUGAAAGGAUUGCCUCGUUGCUGGGAGACAAAAAAGAUGGAGGCGAAGCACCUGGUGUGCGACAAGAACGUGACGGUGGAGCAGAGCAUUCACACGGCGUACGUCCGGGCGAUCCGGUCGGCGAAGCGCUUCAUCUACAUCGAGAACCAGUACUUCAUCGGAUCAUCCUUCGCAUGGCCAUCCUACAAGCACCAAGAAGGUGCUGGAAAUCUGGUGCCGAUGGAGAUCGCGCUGAAGGUGGCGAGCAAGAUCGCCGCCGGCGAGAGGUUCGCCGUGUACAUCGUGAUCCCGAUGUGGCCGGAGGGGGUUCCAACCUCGGGCCCCAUCCAGGAGAUCCUCUUCUGGCAGAGGCAGACGAUGCAGGCGAUGUACGAGGUGAUCGCGGCGGCGAUCAGGGCGGCGGGGAUGGAGGGCGCGGCGCACCCGCGGGACUACCUCAACUUCUACUGCCUCGGCAAGCGGGAGGCGGCGGCGGCGGCGGCGGCGGGCUCGCCGGAGCAGGAGCACAACCCGGCGGCCAGCAGCGCGCGGCGGCACCGGCGGUUCAUGAUCUACGUGCACUCCAAGGGGAUGAUCGUGGACGACGAGUACGUCAUCGUCGGCUCCGCCAACAUCAACCAGCGCUCUCUCGCCGGCUCGCGCGACACCGAGAUCGCCGUCGGCGCCUACCAGCCCAAUCUCCGCGCCGGCGCCGGCGCCGGCGACGGCCAGGUGUUCGGCUUCAGGAUGUUGCUGUGGGAGGAGCACCUGGGCAGCAGCGAGUGGCGGGAGCUGAGGUCGCCGGAGUCGCCGGAGUGCGUGAAGCGGGUGAACGAGAUAGCGGCGGAGAACUGGAGGAGGUACGCCGCCGACGACGACGAUGUCGCCAUGCAGGGGCACCUCAUGAGGUACCCGGUGGACGUCGGCGACGACGGCAAGAUCAGCGAGUUGCGCGGGCACGAGUUCUUCCCCGACGUCGGCGGGAGGAUCCUUGGCUCCACCAACAACAACUACUGGGAUUAUCUCACCAUGUAGGCAUGUAGCUGCCUCUGCAUUCCCAAAUUACUAUUCGGAUUAAUAUAUGGGACUUUCUAGGUGUCUUUUGACAGAAAAAACCUCCCUAAAUCUUGCAAAUUAUGAACCGUUGGAUCAAUCGUGCAACAUAAGUAAAACCUACUUUUCCUC
This is a messenger RNA of Oryza sativa Japonica Group (Japanese rice), 3293 nucleotides long. NCBI's taxonomy places the organism in Eukaryota, Viridiplantae, Streptophyta, Magnoliopsida, Poales, Poaceae. The record is from RefSeq and is a predicted model, not a curated record.